Neocloeon triangulifer is the source of this 1136-nucleotide messenger RNA. RefSeq names its product ribosomal RNA-processing protein 8. Gene Ontology annotation, cellular component: nucleolus; rDNA heterochromatin; chromatin silencing complex. Gene Ontology annotation, molecular function: S-adenosylmethionine-dependent methyltransferase activity. The record is from RefSeq and is a predicted model, not a curated record. The coding region runs from base 216 to 1103 and encodes 295 amino acids. Gene Ontology annotation, biological process: regulation of transcription by glucose; rDNA heterochromatin formation; cellular response to glucose starvation. Lineage: Eukaryota; Metazoa; Arthropoda; Insecta; Ephemeroptera; Baetidae. The transcript is spliced from 5 exons.
UUUCGCGCACACACAGUUUUGGUCUUAUUCCAAUCAAGUUCAUGACAUGGCCACAACUUUUGAUUUUGUGUUCAACUUUUAUGACAAUAACUGUGUCUUUACAUUGGUUGAAAGAUAAACAUCAGAUAAACAUUACCCAUUACAUAAACGAAGCUCAUUUUUAAGAGUGAUUAAUUUCCAAUUGAAUUACAUAUUAUAAUAAGCGGAGAGGAGAAAUGGCUAAAACAAAGAACAAUAUUAGAGUUAAAAAUAUGGAAAGAGGUUCGCAGAAGGGCAACAGAGUUAGGAAAGGCAAGGCGUUGAAGAUAAAUGGAUCAAAAUUAAGUCAGAAAAGCAGCAAAAUUAACGAAAAGAGCGAAGUCAAAGUCCAAGAAUGGAUGAAUGACUGUCCGAGCAUCCGAAUCUCGAAAGGGAAAAAGAAAAAGGCACCCACGGCUUCCCUCAGGGAGAGAAUGGAAGGACGUCUGCAAGGUGCUCAAUUUCGGCUUUUAAAUGAGCAGCUCUACACUGCAGAAGGAACCCGGUCGCAAAAGUUGUUCAAGAAAAACCCCGAGGCUUUUGAAGCGUAUCACUCAGGAUUCCAACAUCAGGUGCAGCAAUGGGAAUUCAACCCACUGGACAAAAUCAUUGCCAAUAUUAAGAAGAAGAACUGCAAUUUGGUUGUAGCCGACUUUGGAUGUGGCGAAGCUCGUCUUGCUCAAAGUGUUGCCAACAAAGUUCACUCGUUUGACCUGGUUGCUCUGAAUGAGCAUGUCACAGCAUGUGACAUGGCCCACACACCCUUGCCAGACGCCUCUGUCGACAUCGCUGUUUUCUGUCUCUCGCUCAUGGGAACCAAUCUCGCAGACUUUAUACUCGAGGCCAACAGAGUGCUCAAAGAAGGAGGAGCUUUGAAAAUCGCAGAGGUGGAAAGCAGAUUCGACGGAGAGAACGGAGCAAAGACAUUCAUUCACGAAAUGAGCAAGUUCGGUUUCAAAUUGACUUCGAAAAACCUGGAAAAGACCUUCUUCUACUUCAUGGACUUCAAAAAGGUUGAUGCAAUUUCGAAGAGAAAAGGACUUCCAUUGCUCACUUUAAAACCUUGCAUGUAUAAAAAGAGAUAAUAAAAAGAUUUGAUUCAGAAAUAUACUCCUGCU